UUCCAGACACCAUGGUGACGGAGCAGGAGCUGGAGGCCAUCGGGCGCGUGCUGGUGGACCCCCAGCAACCGCUGCAGGCCCGCUUCCGGGCGCUGUUCACACUGCGCGGGCUCGGGGGCCCCUCCGCCAUCGGCUGGAUCAGCCGGGCCUUCGAGGACGACUCCGAGCUGCUCAAGCACGAGCUGGCCUACUGCCUGGGCCAGAUGCAGGACGUGCGCGCCAUCCCCGUGCUGCUCGACGUGCUGCGCGACACCCGCCAGGAGCCCAUCGUGCGCCACGAGGCAGGAGAGGCGCUGGGGGCCAUUGGGAACCCAGAAGUUCUGGACAUUCUGAAGGAGUACUCCACUGACCCUGUGAUCGAGGUGGCUGAAACGUGCCAGCUGGCCGUCCGGCGGCUGGAGUGGCUGCAGCAGCACAGGGGGGAGCCAGCAGAGGGCCCCUACCUCUCGGUGGACCCGGCCCCACCAGCCGAGGAGCAGGACGUGGGGCGGCUGCGGGAGGCGCUCCUGGACGAGGCCCGGCCACUCUUCGAUCGCUAUCGCGCCAUGUUCGCCCUGCGCAAUGUGGGCGGCGAGGAGGCAGCCCUGGCGCUGGCCGAGGGUCUGCGCUGCGGCAGCGCGCUCUUCCGCCACGAGGUGGGCUACGUCCUGGGCCAGCUGCAGCACGAGGCGGCGGUGCCCCAGCUGACGGCCACGCUGGCCCGCAGCACCGAGAGCCCCAUGGUGCGACACGAGUGCGCCGAGGCCCUGGGCGCCAUCGCUCAUCCCACCUGCCUGGCCGCGCUGCGCGCUCACGUCGAGGACCCUGAGCGCGUGGUGCGCGAGAGCUGCGAGGUGGCCCUGGACAUGUACGAGCACGAGCUUGCGGAGGCCUUCCAGUACGCCGACGGGCUGGAGCGCCUGCGCCCCUGCUAGGCCCCCUGCCAGGCAGCCCCCC
Molecule: messenger RNA, 936 nt
Organism: Elephantulus edwardii (Cape elephant shrew)
Lineage: Eukaryota; Metazoa; Chordata; Mammalia; Macroscelidea; Macroscelididae
Gene: DOHH
Product: deoxyhypusine hydroxylase/monooxygenase
Exons: 4
Coding region: 12-914 (300 amino acids)
Biological process (GO): peptidyl-hypusine biosynthetic process
Molecular function (GO): deoxyhypusine monooxygenase activity
Source: RefSeq, a predicted model, not a curated record